Rhizophagus irregularis DAOM 181602=DAOM 197198 is the source of this 471-nucleotide messenger RNA. NCBI's taxonomy places the organism in Eukaryota, Fungi, Glomeromycota, Glomeromycetes, Glomerales, Glomeraceae. The record is from RefSeq and is a predicted model, not a curated record.
UAUUUUAUAUAUACCAUUUUUUUGUUAAAGCUAAAGAAGCUUUUUAAACAUACAACAACACCAACAAUUAUAUUUAUGAAUCCAUAUAUUAAAUUUGUUAACUAUCCACAAAAAUAUAAUUGGUUUAAAGAGUUAAUUAAACCUCAGUAUAGUCCAUUUGUCGAAACAAUAAAUAAAGAUAUAUAUAAGACUUGGAAUGGAGAGACAUUAAUUGAUUUUAAAUGGAAUAACUAUGGAAAAUACUACUAUGCAUUAAUUUGGAUUGUAUAUAUGGCUUUUCUUGGAUGCUUUACUGCUGCUGCAACAAUUCCUCAACAAUAUAUUGAUGAAGAUACUCAAAACCAACUUUUAAUUGCCUCUAUUAUACUUGGAUUUAUUCAUCUUAGUUUUGAAAUACGUCAGUUUAUUUAUAAUCCUAUUAGAUGGUUCCGUAAUUUUUGGAAUAUAUUUGGUAAUAUGAAUGUAUUGUAA